AAAUAAGAAAAAGUAAUAAAAACGAUAAGAUUUUAAUAUAAUAUUUUACUUAUUGUAUCAUAAAAUGAUACGUAUUAUAAUACCAUUCCAAAGAUAAAUCUCAGAAAAUGAGCACGUGAUAUUUCUUUUUGUUUUUCUCGAGUACAAAGUACGUGAAUAAAGUAUACUAUAGUACAUGUUGCAAUCAUAUAAAGUAUACUAUACUAUAUUUCGCUUACAUACUACACUCUGUAGUCAUAAAAGAAAGAAAAUUGUCGAUUGUUAAUAGAAUGUUGGCUCUUAGAAGGUUUUUUACCAAACAACAAUUUAUUAGAAAUUAUGCAUCUGGAAAAAAACUAUUGGAAAUUGCAGAAGAUAAAAAUACAGGAAUUCAUAUAAUAUCUAUGGCAAGAUCUCCAGUUAAUAGCUUAAAUCUAGAAUUAUUAGAAGAAUUAAAAACAUCUUUGAUAGAAGUCCAGAAAAACAAUUGUAAAGGCAUUGUCCUGACUUCAUCACUACCAACAGUUUUUUCAGCAGGUUUAGACAUUAUGGAAAUGUAUAAACCAGAUAUUAAGAGAUUCACUGCUUAUUGGCGUACUUUGCAAGAUACAUGGAUGACUUUAUAUGGUUUAGAAAUACCAAUUGCUGCUGCUAUCAAUGGUGCUAGCCCUGCCGGUGGAUGUUUAUUAGCUAUUUCUUGUGAAUACAGAGUUUUUGUUGAUGGGGAACAUACCAUAGGAUUGAAUGAGACACGAUUAGGUAUUAUAGCUCCACAAUGGUUUAUAGAUCCAUUUGUUAAUACUAUUGGUUACAGACAGGCCGAAUUAGCUUUGUUGAGGGGUUCACUUUUUCGUCCUAAUGAAGCAUUAAAUAUUGGACUUGUAGAUGAAUUGGCAAGUGACAAAGCAGAAGCCAUUCAAAAAUGCCAAAAAUACAUAUCUUCUUAUGAUAGAAUAUCGAAACAAGCUAGAAAUAUGACAAAAUUAAGACUUCGUGAAAAAUUAAUUUCUUGGUUACAAGAACAUCGAGAGAUUGAAUUAAAUUAUGUUAAACAAUUUAUUCAAUUAGCAAACGUUCAAAAAGGUCUUCACGCAUACAUUGAAACAUUGAAACAAAAACAAAAUUAAAUAUUUUUUUCUGUUACUAUGUAACAUUUAUUAUAAUUUAAUAAGAUAAUAUUUAUAUAUUAUAUAUAUAUUUUUAUAAAACAUGAUAUUAAGAAUUUUUUAUUAUAAGUAUUUACUGCUUGAAUACAUUGUUUAAAUAAAAUGGCUUUUAUUCCUA
Messenger RNA from Vespula vulgaris, 1263 nucleotides. Its product is annotated as enoyl-CoA delta isomerase 1, mitochondrial-like. Gene Ontology annotation, biological process: fatty acid beta-oxidation. NCBI's taxonomy places the organism in Eukaryota, Metazoa, Arthropoda, Insecta, Hymenoptera, Vespidae. The record is from RefSeq and is a predicted model, not a curated record. Bases 270 to 1106 code for a protein of 278 amino acids. The transcript has 6 exons. Gene Ontology annotation, molecular function: enoyl-CoA hydratase activity. Gene Ontology annotation, cellular component: mitochondrion.